Molecule: messenger RNA, 291 nt
Organism: Alternaria arbusti
Lineage: Eukaryota; Fungi; Ascomycota; Dothideomycetes; Pleosporales; Pleosporaceae
Exons: 2
Coding region: 1-291 (96 amino acids)
Molecular function (GO): carbon-sulfur lyase activity
Source: RefSeq, a predicted model, not a curated record
AUGACCGAAUCCUCACCUACCAAACCUCCUCUUCCAGCGUUCGACCCGCAGAAUUGUCAGACGUACGCAGCGAGUUGCCACUGCGGUAGCGUACAGUACUCGGUUUUGCUCUCGCCGCCGCUGGCCCAGUGGAAGGUUGUAUCGUGCAACUGCAGUAUCUGCACGCGCAACGGCUACUUGCUCGUGUACCCCGAACGGUCGCAGCUACAAGUAAAGAGCGUAGGUGUGGGAGCGCAGUCUGGCUUGAUCCUAGGAUGGGCGAGUUUGGAGAAGCGCCGCCAGAUCUGCUAG